CGGUAAAAAGCGAAAUUUUACCGGGCUUUUAUUUCAUAAUGAUGUUUCAUAAUUAAAUCGCCAAGACGGAUCUUUUCCUUUUGAUCCGUUUUCUCUAAUCGUUCUAAGGGAGAAAUAAAAUGUAAUAACAGCUAAUUCAGUAUUUAGAUUAUUUGAUCCGACUACCGCGCUAUUCAUACAGCACCGGUGCUACUUAUUUAUGGAACGAGUGCUUGACUAUUGUAACAUUUCACACCGGCGUCGGCGAUAUUUCUACAUCAUGAUGAAGUUGUUGUCGUUUGUGUUGUUUCUCUCUCUAAUUCCGGCUUUCUUGUCUACUACAGCCAAACCUAAAGGACCUAAAGUCACUGAUAAAGUCUUUUUUGACAUAAAGAUUGGUGAUAAGCCUGCUGGUCGAAUUGUGAUUGGACUGUUUGGCAAGACUGUUCCUAAAACCGUCAAAAAUUUCAAAACUUUAGCUGAAGGAACUAUGACCAAAGGUGAUAAACCAUUAACAUAUAAGGGAAGUUCUUUUCAUCGUGUCAUUCCUGCAUUUAUGAUCCAAGGUGGUGAUUUCACCAAAGGUGAUGGAACUGGAGGUGUCAGUAUAUAUGGUGAGAAAUUCUCUGAUGAAAACUUCAAGCUAAAGCACUAUGGAGCUGGCUGGCUGUCGAUGGCAAAUGCUGGCAAAGAUACAAAUGGUUCACAGUUCUUCAUUACCACUAAGAUAACUGAGUGGCUUGAUGGACGCCAUGUUGUUUUUGGUAAAGUCCUUGAAGGGAUGAAAGUGGUUCGUGAAAUUGAAAAUACUAAGACUGGUGAACAAAAUCGACCUGUAGUUCCAGUUAUCAUUGCAGAUUGUGGAUCACUUCCAGUAGAUGAACCAUUUGCUGUUUCAAAAGCGUCAGCUGACAAAUAAAUUUUUUAUGCAAUAUUUCUAA
Messenger RNA from Octopus sinensis (East Asian common octopus), 920 nucleotides. Its product is annotated as peptidyl-prolyl cis-trans isomerase B. Lineage: Eukaryota; Metazoa; Mollusca; Cephalopoda; Octopoda; Octopodidae. Gene Ontology annotation, biological process: protein peptidyl-prolyl isomerization; protein folding. Gene Ontology annotation, molecular function: peptidyl-prolyl cis-trans isomerase activity. Gene Ontology annotation, cellular component: intracellular membrane-bounded organelle. The record is from RefSeq and is a predicted model, not a curated record. The transcript is spliced from 5 exons. The coding region runs from base 200 to 898 and encodes 232 amino acids.